Molecule: messenger RNA, 1611 nt
Organism: Cavenderia fasciculata
Lineage: Eukaryota; Evosea; Eumycetozoa; Acytosteliales; Cavenderiaceae
Exons: 2
Coding region: 1-1611 (536 amino acids)
Source: RefSeq, a predicted model, not a curated record
AUGCUUCAUGUUGACUUGCAAAAGACUGUUGCAACUUGGACAACAAAUAAGGUACCUAGUAUUGGUAAGAUCAAGUUGCUUGACGAGUCUAUUUGCCAUACACUCAUGAUUGCUGCAUUCGAAAGGGGUAUCACGACAAACCAAAGUAGCAUCAGUAAUGAUGGUACAAUCACUGAAAUACAUAUACGUGGAAAACAACAAGACAAUUGCUCGGAAAUAGACCAAGUGACUAGAUACACCAAGACUGGUCCAAACAACGAUCAAGUAGAUAUGAUCAAAUUUACAAGCUUUGACGACACUGACGAUAGCAUGGUGUGGUCAAAAGAUGUAUUGCCACAAGGUCUAAAGAGAUUGUUGAUAGACGACCCAUCAGAAGUCAGGGUAGACUUGGCUAGAUUACCAGAUGGAUUGGAGCAACUUCGUAUUGGUGAUUGUACAAAACUUAUUUUUACACUGCCUGGAGGUGAGCUUCCUCCUAGUCUAAACAAGUUGUUUAUCCGAAACUCCAACUAUUAUGAACUACCGAUAGUAUCACUACCCAUGUCACUCACAACAUUACGAUUAGAAGAGUAUGAAGGUAUAUUCCCAUCUCGUCAAAAUUAUAAUAUUAAUAUUAAUAAUAAUGACUCAUCAACCCAACCAUACCUUCCAUUAUCAAUACAAUCACUAUAUGUACCCGUUGAAACACUUAAAUUGAUACAACAUAAUUGGGAGAUCAACCUUCCCAACCUUGUGAGACUGGCUGUCUCUUCAUUGGAUCCCCAUCAAAGAGAAACAGACUAUCAUCAAUUGAUCUUACCAACCUACAUCAAAAAACUAAAGCUCAAUUUAUCUAUUAUUACUCUAACUGACUAUGCACCUCUGCCAACCAAACUGAUAUCGUUAAAGUUGUCUGGACCCCUAACAGAUACAACUAUCCACCCAAGUGUGUUACCAGAAUCAUUGGUCAAGUUAAGAAUCCAAUCAGGUAAUCCACAGUUACUUCCAGGUUCACUACCAUCGACAUUGACACAUUUAGUCAUUCGGUCUGGUGAUUUCAAUCAUCCGCUACCAACUCCACUUCCAUCGUCGUUAAAAGUACUCAAACUUCCAGAUGGAUACUCUGUACCAAUACCACAACCAUACCCACCAAAUCUAACAAGACUACGGUGUGGGUUUAUACCAGGACUGCAGACAAUGAACAUGUGUCCAAAUUAUCCACCAACAUUGACAUCUGCAACUAUAUCAAACUAUCUAGUUGAAUCGCUGCCACCUAGUAUUCAUACUCUAUCAAUCUAUCGAAAUUUUAAUCCAGAGAAACCUAGUGCUAGUCAACUAGCAGCAAUUCAAGGUUGUGGACCACCAAAUAUUAAGCAUCUAGUAGUAUCGGUGAUUAAUCACCAAAAAACAAUACCCAUCCAUUUUGAUACACUGGUUCAUCUUGAAACAUUGAUGAUCCGAUUUAAAAGAACCACCUCUUCAUCCAUCACCACAUUAGAUAAAAGAGUAUUUGCAAUCAGAAGAUUAUCACCAGACACUCUAUUAAUCCUCUCGACUGAUUUACAAGGCGGUAUAUUCAAUCGUAAUGAUUCUAUUCAAUUUCAAUCUUUUUUCUAUUCUUUAAGAAUUUAA